AUGCCCUUCCGUGAGAUGAAGGACGAUCGUGGUGUCUUGGAGGUGUGGGACCCGGCGCUCGAGGCGUACGCUUCUGAGUACACCAUCAUCGAGGACGAAAGCUACACGAGCGCCGACCUGGUCGACAUGCUCUGGCCUGGCAAGAAACGACCAGCGUAUGUGCGCCUUGCGAAGCGAGAUGGGGAAACGGAGGGCAGAGUGGUAGUCUAAGACUAAUUCUUGGGUUGGUCUUGGUAACAGUUCCUUAUCUUCAAUCUCCUCUUCUUGUUUUAGAUUUUGUGCUUGGCUAGACUUUUGGGAUCCAUCUUCUACUCGUGCCUGUGCUUCUUACUAUCUUCUUACAACUACAAGAGAAACCCAUCAAGUUCUACUUCUAUCUUACUCAACUUCAAAAAGUCUAAACAUGAAUCUAAAUCAAAGCCCCAGGCUCAGACGCAGCUUCUCCUCUCAAACAUUUCACACUCCUACUCCGUUUUGUGUCAACCUCAACUCACUCAUCUGCAGCAUAUGAAUUUUCUAAACUUCAUAUCAGCUUCCGCGAGAUUCACUGAUGAUCGACACGCGACAUCAUAUCGCCGAGGGAUACGCUGGAUUGCGCUUCGAAUUGAGCGCCUCGUCCAUCGGAAUGUUUCUGCCGUUGGGUAACAUCGAAGGUCCACGCCUAGGCCAGUUGCGGUCCCGAGCCAUUCGCUUUCGAGGUGUUCCAAAUCAGGCACACCGUCCGAAUACGCAGGUGGUUCUCUAUCCGGUGCAGGUGAUCGUCAACUUCUACGAUGUCUACAAAGACUUCUACGGCCGCAACUACCUCAACGUCAUGCCGAAGAACGACUGCAUGCUCGACACCAUCUGCACGGCUAGCAUCGAGUUGGCCGAGAAGUUCGGCUUCGCCCACUCCGGACUCCAAGCUCCAUCGCUGCGCUAUACCGAGAAGCAGAUCCAGUGUGUCGUGCCGAAGGACGACGACCGCAAAUUCAGCACACAGGAAUGUGCAGACAUGCACGUCAAUUUCGAUCCGGACCUCCUUGGAGGAUUUGCGUCUCCGUCGAAGUCGCCGCAGAAAGGAAACGCCAACUCCAAGUCGAAACCGAUGAAAGGAAAGGCCAAGGAUGACCAUGAUGCUGCAGGUGAAGAGGAAGAAAAAUCCGGUAACCACUCGAUGAAGAUGAAGCAGGCCGCCAUGAAGGCGGUGAUGAAGUCUAUGAAGACUUCCAAGCGCGGCAACGACGAGGAGGACGAGGCCGAGAAAGAGGACGAGAUGAACGAUUCGAAGAAGACGAAGAGUAACGCUGGCACCCCCAUGAAGCCGAAACGAUCGUCCAUCAACACCUUGCCCUCGCCGCUUCUGCACGACAAGAUGGUGGGUCAGCACUUGGUUCCGUACAUCCGUGACUACACCAGCAACAACACUUACGAUAGCAUGUAUGGCAAGGCGUCGGUGUUGCGAUGCUGCAUCUUGAUGCCCCUGGUCGUGAAGAAGAAGAUGGAGGAAAACCAAGACUCGCAGGCAUCUGCGCUUGCUGCUGCGGGUCUUGGCUAA
This is a messenger RNA of Amoebophrya sp. A25, 1537 nucleotides long. The record is from the annotation of a GenBank genome assembly. Lineage: Eukaryota; Dinophyceae; Syndiniales; Amoebophryaceae.